AUGGAGGUGGCGCCGGAACAGCCGCGCUGGAUGGCGCACCCUGCGGUGCUGAACGCGCAGCACCCCGACUCCCACCACCCGGGCUUGGCGCACAACUACAUGGAACCGGCACAGCUGCUGCCCCCCGACGAGGUGGACGUCUUCUUCAAUCACCUGGACUCGCAGGGCAACCCCUACUAUGCUAACCCGGCGCACGCGCGGGCGCGCGUCUCCUACAGCCCCGCGCACGCCCGCCUGACCGGAGGGCAGAUGUGCCGGCCACACUUGUUGCACAGCCCUGGCUUGCCCUGGCUGGACGGGGGCAAGGCUGCCCUCUCGGCCGCCGCAGCGCACCACCACAACCCCUGGACCGUGAGCCCCUUCUCCAAGACGCCACUGCACCCUUCGGCUGCUGGGGGCCCGGGUGGGCCUCUGUCUGUGUACCCCGGGGCUGCAGGUGGGAGUGGAGGAGGAAGCGCCACCUCAGUGGCCUCCCUCACUCCCUCAGGGGCCCACUCUGGCUCUCACCUCUUCGGCUUCCCACCCACACCACCCAAAGAAGUGUCACCCGACCCCAGCACCACAGGUGCCGCUUCCCCAGCUUCGUCUUCUGCAGGGGGUAGUGCGGCCAGGGGAGAGGACAAGGACGGUGUCAAGUACCAGGUCUCACUGACCGAGAGCAUGAAGCUGGAAGGUGGCAGUCCUCUGCGCCCAGGCCUGGCCUCCAUGAGCACUCAGCCUGCCACUCACCACCCCAUCCCCACCUACCCCUCUUAUGUGCCCGCUGCUGCCCACGACUACGGCAGUGGACUCUUCCACCCUGGGGGCUUCCUGGGUGGCCCAGCAUCCAGCUUCACUCCAAAACAGCGCAGCAAGACUCGAUCCUGCUCAGAAGGCCGAGAGUGUGUCAACUGCGGGGCCACAGCCACCCCUCUCUGGCGGCGGGACGGCACUGGCCACUACCUGUGCAACGCCUGCGGCCUCUACCACAAGAUGAACGGGCAGAACCGGCCGCUUAUCAAGCCCAAGCGAAGGCUGUCGGCAGCCAGGAGAGCCGGCACCUGCUGUGCGAAUUGUCAGACGACAACCACCACCUUAUGGCGCCGCAACGCUAACGGGGACCCUGUCUGCAACGCCUGUGGCCUCUACUACAAGCUGCACAAUGUAAACAGGCCUCUAACCAUGAAGAAAGAAGGAAUCCAGACCCGAAACAGGAAGAUGUCCAACAAGUCCAAGAAGAGCAAGAAAGGGGCUGAGUGCUUUGAGGAGCUUUCCAAGUGUAUGCAGGAGAAGUCAUCCCCCUUCAGUGCGGCCACCUUGGCCGGACACAUGGCCCCUGUGGGCCACCUCCCGCCUUUCAGCCACUCGGGACACAUCCUGCCCACUCCGACGCCCAUCCAUCCCUCCUCCAGCCUCUCAUUUGGCCACCCCCACCCAUCCAGCAUGGUGACUGCCAUGGGCUAGGGAUGGUGUCCUGCUGCACAGACAGAUAGAAGUCCAGGAUGGGGGCACUCCCAGGAUGGGUGGACCAGGCCCCACGCAGCCACCCCUCCCUGGAGACUGAUACCACUCCUGCCAGCCUGCCGCCUCCAGGGCUCUGCAGCGCAGCAGCAGCAGCCGCAGCAGCAACAGCAGCAGCAGCAACUGCCGCCUGCCGGCUCUUACUGUGAAUAUUCUCAACCCGGCCAGCGGCUGCCCCCAUCCCCUGUGUUGGCGAGGUCCCUUCGUGGACAAUUGUCUGCAGAGCAAACAGGGACAACUUCGUGGAAAGACAUGGAGGGGGUCGGGGAAAAACAAAUACAACCAUUUUUUGGAGGAAAAAGUAGACAAAGAUAAUUUAUUUUGCUCUUGUUUCUAACAGGGACUCAGAAACUGGGAGGUCUGGGCUGCCCCGUACUGCCUGGGCCCUUCCUUGGGCCCAUUGCCGCAGGGCUCUGGGGGCAGGUCUGUGGGGAUGUCCCCCAUGCCUCUCUGCUCCAGCUUCCCUCUCUGAAAUCACUCAACUCCAGGCUGGGCCGCACGGAGGCCCUGGAGGCCGCCGGCUAGCUGGGGCUGGGAGCCAGUGUGGCCUGGCGGCCAGGCCCUGGAGGGCAGAGACAAUCGCGGGCGGUCCUGCGCAGAUUCCCAGGCCAGGGCUGGGUCACAGGAAGGAAACAACAUUUUCUUGAAAGGGGAAACGUCUCCCAGGUCGCUCCCCUGGCUUUGAGGCUGAAGGCAGUGUGACUUGUGUGCCCCUAACGGGUCAGAACCACAGCCUGACUUCUGUGCCAGGCGGACCCCUGUAAAUACAUCUUUUUUCUGCUUCCCCCUUGACCUCUUCUCUCCUACUCUGAGACAAAAUACUCAAAAACAAAACUGUAUAAGCUUCACUUGUUUUCAUUUUUUUAAUUUUUAAACUCUUUCUGGGUCCAGUCAAUUGUACGUUGCCACAGAAGCUUUUCUAUGGGAAAGAAUAAAUCCAAUAAACUAAGGUUGGCCCUUUGCGAUUCUCUUUGAAAGUGUUCUUGAAUAUCAUAGCCCUAGCAGGAGUAGGGGUGGGAUUGGCUGCUCCUGAUGUCCAGGACCCAGUGGGCUGGCUGGUAACAGAAUUGGGGGGUGGGAUCAGUGCCUGGGUGGAGAGGGCGUCCUGCCGGGGUCCCAGGGUUCUGUUCUGCUGUGGCUGUCUGGAUCCUUGCAAGGUACAGCUGUAUAUAAACAUGUCCCAAGACUCUGUACCCAGUGGUGGUGAGGUGCAGUGGCCAGCGAGGGGUCCCCCAGCCCAAGAAGACAAUUGUGCUGAUUUAGUUGACCAAGUGCAAUAGGGCCUGCUGAUCGCUGCGAGGAGCACCAUAGCCAGAAGUAACUUAUUUUGUACUAGUAUCAGCAUAAGAAAAAAAAAUCAGCAGUAUUUUCUGUUUUGAUGUUUUAUUUGGCUUGUUUUAUUUUUGAUUAGUGAACUAAGUUAUUGUUAAUUAUGUACAACAUUAUAUAUUGUCUGUAAAAAUUGUAUGCUAUCCGCCUAUUCCUUUAAAGUGAAUACUGUUAAGAAUAAUAAAAUACUUUUUGUGAA
Messenger RNA from Cavia porcellus (domestic guinea pig), 3028 nucleotides. RefSeq names its product GATA binding protein 2 (gene Gata2). The coding region runs from base 1 to 1443 and encodes 480 amino acids. Gene Ontology annotation, cellular component: nucleus. Gene Ontology annotation, molecular function: zinc ion binding; RNA polymerase II cis-regulatory region sequence-specific DNA binding; DNA-binding transcription factor activity, RNA polymerase II-specific. The record is from RefSeq and is a predicted model, not a curated record. The transcript is spliced from 5 exons. Lineage: Eukaryota; Metazoa; Chordata; Mammalia; Rodentia; Caviidae. Gene Ontology annotation, biological process: cell fate commitment; positive regulation of angiogenesis; positive regulation of miRNA transcription.